AAAUCCGGAGUGCUGGUGAAUGCACCAUCCGGUCACUAUGGUGUAGUACGUGGACACGUACAGUGUAGAACUCUGACAAGAAUAUUUUCUAUUCUUAUGACUAAUGGUACUUUAAUUCAACGCAGUCGAUAGUUAUGUAAAAGUAAAACUGCAGACAAAUAUAUUGUAUAUGUAAUAUAUAAUAUAUGCAUUCGCCUGCAGCCGCUCCAGCCCUAAUGGGACGCUGUAAUCAUUUAUCGUUUUGACAAACAGGCGAAGAAACAAAACUAAGGCUCGAUUCCAAAUGGCUACUCACGCCCUAUGUAGGCACACUAACUACUAUGUUGUGCACUGUAAGUAGUGCGCUCUGUGUGGGACACUCAGGGAUUUGGGAUUCGACCUUUGUCAUAGCCGUAUCAAAACGAGCCUAAAGUGCUAGCCAGCUGCUUUCUUGUCCCGCAAUGUCCUUCAGCGAUGUCUACAACCUCUAAAAUCGUUCUCGGGUUAUCCGUGGUACUGACUGUAGGCACCGUGGCUGGAGUGCACCUUAAGCAGAAUUGGGACAGACAGAGGCUUCGAGAGGGAGUUCUGCGAGACCUGGAGCGUGUGGAGAGGAAGCGCGAGAACCAGCGCGCCCUCGAGGAGCAGAUCCACCUCACCAGGGAGCUUGUGACACACAGAGAACAGCAGGAAGCUGGAAGCACUCAACGUUCCUGA
Molecule: messenger RNA, 696 nt
Organism: Tachysurus fulvidraco (yellow catfish)
Lineage: Eukaryota; Metazoa; Chordata; Actinopteri; Siluriformes; Bagridae
Gene: pet117
Product: protein PET117 homolog, mitochondrial
Exons: 2
Coding region: 454-696 (80 amino acids)
Biological process (GO): mitochondrial respiratory chain complex IV assembly
Cellular component (GO): mitochondrion
Source: RefSeq, a predicted model, not a curated record